AUGGCCAGUGCCAAGGUGGUCCAGACAAAUGAGAACAUUCAAAGCCAGGGGAUCAAGCAGCUCCCAUCCCACAGCCAGAGAGCUCAGGAUGUUGAUGCCCAUGAAGGGCUUUACCUGCAGAAGUGGGACGAGCAGAACCCAGUGAUGAUCGACAUGCCACUGUCAAUGGUUCAGACAGCCAGGAAGAUUGGUCCCAAGGAGGAUACCAUUGUAGCAAUGCAUUCAGAUACUUGCCCAUCAGCAUCCUGGAAGACCCACCGGUUUCUCUCCGAUGUUCAUAGCAUCGAUGCUGAAAUGUUGGCCUCUGGAGCGCUGUGCCUGACUGGCGCGAGGGACAGAUGUGGCCACGCACUUGUAACUGUGACGACUCGAAACACCAUUUGGUUGAAUCCAAAUUGCAGAAGUAGUGAGCUGGUGCGGAUCCUGGUUUAUUUCCACACCAUCCUUAGGAAGGAGGUGCGUUCCUUGGGACUGACUGUGCUGGUGGAUGCACGCCGCCGUCCCCCUGUCCCUGUACUCUUCACAGCACUGGACAUCCUGCAGGAUGCAGCGCCUGGCUCCAUUCACACCGUUCUGCUGCUGACCAACAGAGACCUCACUUUCUCCGCUGAGAAGCCCUCGGGCGUGCAGUUUGAGCUUCUUACCUCAAUCAAAGCCCUUCACAAACAUGUGGACAGCACCCAACUGCCGGCCGCCUUUGGUGGGACCUUUCCUUUCUGCCACAAAACCUGGAUUGGCUUCCGUAUGAAAGUGGAGAAACUGAAGAGCAGCUGCCAGGGCGCCAUCACCCUCCUCAGGAACACCAUCGCCAUUAUGGAGGGAUUGGUCUUGCCUGGAAGCGCUCAGGAGGCCCAGCUGCUGCUGUGUAAGACGGAGAAGUUGAUGCACAGUGUCUUGGAAGAUGAACGACUUGCACAAUUGCAACUGGAAGGGGGUGCGGCUUUGUCUAACCUCCAGAAAGAAAGUGUCAGCAGCCUUACAGAGGACCACAGUGAUGCCAUUGAAGCAGUCAGCCAGCUGUAUGAGCAGGUGGACGACCUAGUGCAUGGGCUGGUGAAGCUCUCCAACAGGCGAACACAGGAACUAGAGUUUAUCAUGGAGUUCAAAAGUCUGGAGGAGGACUUCCAGGAGGUGAGGGACUGGAUCGAGGAGGUCGGAGAGAGUCGCCUGAAGACGCUCAGUGAGCUUGGAGACUCCCUGGAGCAGCUGCAUAAGAAACAAGCCCUCUUCAGGGACUUCUACUCUGCUGCAUAUGAGCACUGCAAGAGUGGAGAAGCCCUUCUGAAGAGGCUGGAGCGCUGGGAGGACAUGUCCUCGGCUGAGCUGCAGGUUUACGAAGUGAAGGUCCGUUCUUUCUGGGUGCACCUCCACGACUUUUCCCAGAGAGUGGAGGACACCAAGGACAAGAUCAACAAAACCGUUCAACUCUACGAGUUUUUUGACAAGGCUUACGAGUGGGCACUAGAGGGCAUGCGGCACCUCGCAGGCAUCAGUAUGGAGGACUGCAGUAAGCCAGGCAAGUGUGGCACAGUCAUAAGGUGCCUAGAGGACUACUGGCAGCAGCAUCCCAACAUCCCUGAUGUGAAAUUCCAAGAAAUGAAAGAGCUAGCAUCUGAGCUGAAAAGCCACCAAGGGCUGAAGCAGUGGAAAUUUGCCUGGUCCAAGUGCCAGGAGACCAAGGAAAUGUUUGAGAAGAAACUGGAAGUGGCACUGCGGACCCGGCACUCACUUCCUAUGGACAGUGGCAGGUGGGAGAGUGAGGAGACCGCACCUCGCCGGCACUCUGAAAGUUCUGCCCAACGGCCGCCCCAGGAGCGCAGCGGAAGCUUGUCCUCUUGCAGACAGGGGAGCACAAUGGGCUGGACUAGGGAGAGAUGGGGUACACAUUCAGGUGCCUCACCUUGCAGCCCGGAGGCAGUGCGCAGCCACACCAGAACCCCAACUGCCUACGCGUUAGGCCAAGAAUACUGCAUAGUCCGCACUCCUCCUUGCACCCAACGGCUCAUACGAAGUGUCUCCUCAGAAGAGUCCCCCCAGCACCAUGCAGAGUCUUGUGCCUUCAGCACUAGCCUGGCCUCCAGAGAGCACAGGCAGCGGAUGCUAAGAAAAACACAAAGUUUUGAUGCGCCAUGUAACAUGGAACCACUGUGCCACGGUGCAUGCCCACGCACACUGAGUGAGCCCUCCCGACGGGGCAAUACAGGUGUCUUCAUCAAGGGUCUCGAGGUGAGCAGCACAGAAGUGGUGGAGUGCACGUACAGCCCCUUUCUGUCACCUCGCGGUUGGACUGGUGCAGAAACUGUGAGGAACAGCACCACCAUUGCGGAGCCAAGGGCAAAGGGGAGUAAGUUACGGCACAUUGUGGACGAGAUGGUGACAACGGAACGCGAGUACGUCCGUUCGCUGCACUAUGUCAUGGAGCAGUACUUCCCCGAGAUGGAGCGGCUCGACCUACCACAGGACCUGAGGGGCAAGCGCAGCGUCAUCUUUGGUAACUUGGAGAAGCUGGUGGACUUCCAUAGCCAAUACUUCCUGAAGGAGCUAGAGAGCUGCUGCAACCACCCAUUGCGUGUUAGCCACUGCUUCCUGCGACAUCAAGACCAGUUUGGGCUGUAUGCCUUGUACAGCAAGAACAAGCCCAAGUCUGAUGCCUUGCUGGCUAGCCAUGGAAACACCUUCUUUAGGAACAAGCAGCUGGAGCUGGAGGACAAGAUGGACUUGGCCUCCUACCUACUGAAACCUAUCCAGCGCAUGAGCAAGUAUGCCCUGCUGCUCAAAGACCUCAUCAAGGAAGUGAACGAGACACAGGAGCAGGAGCUGACCUACCUGCGGGCCGCUGCUGAGAUGGUCAAGUUCCAGUUGCGUCAUGGCAACGACCUUCUAGCCAUGGAUGCCAUUCGGGACUGCGAUGUCAAUCUGAAGGAGCAGGGUCAGCUAGUGAGACAGGAUGAAUUCACUGUUUGGUAUGGCAGGAAGAAGUGCCAGAGACAUAUUUUUUUGUUUGAGGAUCUGGUUCUUUUCAGCAAGCCCAAACGAAUCGAGGGAGGUCUGGACAUCUAUGUCUACAAGCACUCCUUUAAGACUGCAGACGUGGGAAUGACCGAGACGUCAGGUGACAGCGGCCUGCGGUUCGAAAUAUGGUUCAGGAGGAGGACUUCGAAGAACCACGCACAUGUCCUGCAGGCAGGCACAGCAGAGAUCAAGCAGGCUUGGACGUCUGACAUUGCCAGGAUCCUUUGGCAGCAGGCCACUAGAAACAAAGAAAUUCGCAUGCAGGAGAUGGUCUCGAUGGGAAUGGGAAACAAACCUUUCCUGGACAUAAAACCUAGUGACGCCGCUAUCAAUGACAGGGCCAUCGAUUACAUCAUGAAGGGCAGAGGAGCCAGGACGCGGGCUUCAAUCGCAGUCUCCCUGUUCGACCACUCUAACCCCUUCAAGCGAGGACAGGUCAAUACAUUAGGUAGCGGGCCCCCAGCGGUGGGUGGGCCGUCCUCUUCGUCUUUGUUGGGGCCCCUCAAUCUGCACAUGUAUAGCAGCCAAACCCUACUGCCUGGAGGGCGACCAUUUGUCGUGGAGGAGGAUGAACUGGAGCAUGAGACCAGCAGCCAGCCAUCGAUGACCACUGAGAGUUCAGAGUCUUCCUCCCACUGCAUGUCUGCAAGUGGCUCCAGCGGCUCCGACAGCGGCUGUGCCUCCGGACACCUCCCCGAGGCCCUGUCAGAAGAGCCUGGCUCCCCCUGCGAGUCCUCGUGUUACUCCACUGUGACGUCGCCGAUGGACGAGAAGCCACGAUUCAACAGCCAGUACAUUUCGGCGGUGAGUUCUGCCGCCAUGUUCCCAGGCAUCUAAACAAAUCUUGGCUGUCAAAUCCACAUGUACUUUAAAUGUUUCAGUUUUGAAGAACAGGCCACCCAUGUAGUAUUGAACUGCAGGUGAAACUUUCAGAAUUGAUUUGCAGAUUUGAAAAAAGUUGUAAGCUAACAGACUACCAUGUUUAGUUCACCCCUCCAUAACUGACUACAGGAAGUACUUACUUUCUUUUCAAAUCCUACAUUGUACAAUGCACCUGGACUCAGUGAUGUCAUCUGUAGUCACUGCGUGUUUUACAUGUUACAGCAUCAGAUACCCUCACUCAUGCAACCCAACCAAGGUUGCUUCCAUGUAGUGUCACCUUGAACCUACAGCUCACCCCUUCUGAUCCACAGCCAUCUAGAUGCCCCCUCUGUACCCUCAGUAAUGUCCUUCAUAGGCUUCCACUGCUGACUGAUUGUGAUACCCAGCAUGGUGUAAACCCAGUACAGCGACCUUCCUGCAAAGCCCAAUGAGCACACGCCUUUUCAUUGCAUUGUUUCCCCAAUUCCUCACGCUCCAUCUUCCUGCUCUCAUUG
Molecule: messenger RNA, 4388 nt
Organism: Scleropages formosus (Asian bonytongue)
Lineage: Eukaryota; Metazoa; Chordata; Actinopteri; Osteoglossiformes; Osteoglossidae
Gene: plekhg4
Product: pleckstrin homology domain containing, family G (with RhoGef domain) member 4
Exons: 20
Coding region: 1-3849 (1282 amino acids)
Molecular function (GO): guanyl-nucleotide exchange factor activity
Source: RefSeq, a predicted model, not a curated record